AUGGAGAGCACGCCUUGGCCGAAGGGUAUUCUUUGGCAUAUCAAAGGAGUCAGCCUCAAGCUUGGCGUACUAUGCGACAUGGUCGAAGGCACUGCCCAUGCGCUGGCAUCUCUCGAUUGCUCAUUUGCCGCAAUAUUCACUGGCAACAAUCCUUCGCUCACAUUUUCCUUCCACAUCACGAUUGAUCCGAGAUUGUUCAAGCGAAUCACGAAGAUUGCCCCUAAUCCUCUGCGAUUGCUUGAAGAGAAGCGGAGGCUAAUUCUAGAGUUUGAUGAGGACAACGACCAUGAGUCUGAGCUGGAGAACAACGAAGAGUUGGUCACUGGGGACACAGACUCUGAACACGGGUCAGAGGGCGAUGAAGAGUCAGAUACCUCCACACAGUAG
Messenger RNA from Phanerochaete carnosa HHB-10118-sp, 387 nucleotides. RefSeq lists its product as uncharacterized. Lineage: Eukaryota; Fungi; Basidiomycota; Agaricomycetes; Polyporales; Phanerochaetaceae. The transcript has a single exon. The record is from RefSeq and is a predicted model, not a curated record. Bases 1 to 387 code for a protein of 128 amino acids.